Messenger RNA from Cebus imitator (Panamanian white-faced capuchin), 2319 nucleotides. It is a transcript of the gene PTGES2, whose product is annotated as prostaglandin E synthase 2. Gene Ontology annotation, molecular function: prostaglandin-E synthase activity. Gene Ontology annotation, cellular component: mitochondrion. Lineage: Eukaryota; Metazoa; Chordata; Mammalia; Primates; Cebidae. The coding region runs from base 733 to 1866 and encodes 377 amino acids. The transcript has 7 exons. The record is from RefSeq and is a predicted model, not a curated record.
CGGGCGCCGGGCGGGGCCAUCCCCGGGCUGUCCGCGGAGACGCCUAUGCGGUGGACGCUCCGGGAUUCAGCUAGGGCGGGCGACCCCGACAGAGGGACCGGGCAGCCUGGCACCCCACUUUGCCAUCCUGUCCCUAAAAACCUCGGGGUCGGCAGGCCGGCCGCUCCGCGUGGGCGAAAUCAGAGACACGUGGUUUCCAAGGCCCCCUUGGGUUCAGGAAAAUGUUAUGGUUCGGGCCACAGUAGGAAGCGCACAGUGAAGCGGGAGGGCAGACAACCGCAACUACGUCGAGCACCCGGUACCGGGUCGGGCCGUUUCUAGGGCCUUUGGUGGCCGGAAACCGCGGCCCUCAGGGCUCAGAUUUGUUUCGAGUGGGCGCUUGCGGGAGAAGUGGUCAAGCAUGUCUAACAGACGGCCACGCCGCUCCUUAGGCGGCUGAGGCAGGCGAACAGGCGGGCGCUCCCGCAGUCGACCGGGUCACUGCCGAGGCACCUUCAGAGGCGGAGGCAUAGAGCGGUCUGCAAGCAUUCCCGAGCGUGCCUCUGCGGCUCUGGCGGGCAUUUCGAACCUGGGCGCCGGGCAGACGCCCCAGUCCCGAGAGCGCUGAGGGUUCCCAGAGCGUCGCCGUUACCCCCGGCAACCAGCCGGACGCCCGAGUCCUGGCCCUUUAAGCGGCACCGCGUCUCGGCGUCUUCGUUUCGCGCGCCCGCCCGCAGCGCCGGCGGAAAGAACAUGGCCCCGGCUGCUAGGGUAGCGCGGGCGCUGUGGCCUGGCGGGUGCGCCUUGGCCUGGAGGCUGGGCGGCCGCCCCCAGCUGCUGCUCCCCACGCAGAACCGGGCUGGCUUCGCGGGGGCGGCGGGCGGCCCAGCCCCUGUGGCCGCCACCCGUAAGGGGAGCCCGCGGCUGCUAGGGGCAGCGGCGCUUGCCCUGGGGGGAGCCCUGGGGCUGUACCACACAGCGCGGUGGCACCUGCGCGCCCAGGACCUCCAUGCCGAGCACUCAGCCACGCAGCUCUCCCUGUCCAGCCACCUGCAGCUGACCCUGUACCAGUACAAGACGUGUCCCUUCUGCAGCAAGGUCCGAGCCUUCCUGGACUUCCACGCCCUGCCCUACCAGGUGGUGGAGGUCAACCCUGUGCGCAGAGCUGAGAUCAAGUUCUCCUCCUACAGAAAGGUGCCCAUCCUGGUGGCCCAGGUUGGAGAAAACUCGCAACAACUGAAUGACUCCUCUGUCAUCAUCAGUGCCCUCAAGACCUACCUGGUGUCAGGGCAGCCCCUGGAAGAGAUCAUCGCCUACUACCCAGCCAUGAAGGCUGUGAAUGACCAGGGCAAGGAGGUGACCGAGUUCGGCAAUAAGUACUGGCUCAUGCUGGACGAGAAGGAGGCCCAGCAGGUGUACGGCGGGAAGGAGGCCAGGACGGAGGAGAUGAAGUGGCGGCAGUGGGUGGACGACUGGCUGGUGCACCUGAUCUCCCCCAACGUGUACCGCACGCCCACCGAGGCUCUGGCGUCCUUUGACUACAUCGUCCGCGAGGGCAAGUUCGGAGCCGUGGAGGGCGCCGUGGCCAAGUACAUGGGUGCGGCGGCCAUGUACCUCAUCAGCAAGCGACUCAAGAGCAGGCACCACCUCCAGGACAAUGUGCGUGAGGACCUUUAUGAGGCUGCCAACAAGUGGGUGGCCGCUGUGGGCAAGGACCGGCCCUUCAUGGGGGGCCAGAGGCCGAACCUCGCCGAUCUGGCGGUGUAUGGCGUGCUGCGAGUGAUGGAGGGGCUGGAUGCCUUUGAUGACCUGAUGCAGCACACGCACAUCCAGCCCUGGUACCUGCGGGUGGAGAGGGCCAUCACCGAGGCCUCCCCAGCGCACUGAGUGUCUCCCCGAGCAGCAGGGGAAGGCAGCGGAAGACGCCAGCUGCCAGGGCCUGGGGCCACUGAGCCAGCACCUGGCAAUGCUGGUGGGGCCAGGAUCAUUCUGGCUCUUGUCCACCCACCCCCCUAGCCCUCUUGCUUCUAACACAGGGCACUUGCUGGAGCCCAGGGAUGUUGGGGACGAGUUCCAGCCCUGCCCCUGCCCCUGCCCUGGGCCGGACCUUCCCUGUCCUAGCCUCGCUACUAUGCCGCCUCUCUCCCAGGCCCUCAGUGGCUGUCCCGUGGCUACAUCCUGUGGGUGGGGGCCCUGGCAGGACAGCAGAACGGUUCAUUUUCAGUGGAAUCCCAUUGCUGGGUUUCCCUGGUUCCCACUCUUCCCAAGCCUCCUGGGACUGGGACACGUUUGCAAUAAAGGAAAGGUUUGUGGCCCCUGUCACGGCGGGCAUCGCUUGGA